AACUGGAUGUCGGCGAUGACCCCGAAGGCGACGCGCGGCGCCGCCUCCAUGGCGGCCGCGGGCGGGGCGGAAGGGGCGCUCGUGUCGUGGCGGUCCUUGGCGGCCACCGCCGUGCUGGGCGGGGGGCUGCUGGUCGGCAUGAAGGCGGUGAAGCGGCGCAAGGAGGAGGAGCUGGAGAAGGAACGUAACCGAGGCAUUGGGAAGCCGCUGCUGGGAGGGCCCUUCUCGCUCGUGAGCCAUGAGGGACAGCCCAGGACCAGUGAGGACUACAUGGGCCAGUGGGUGCUGAUCUACUUUGGCUUCACUCACUGCCCUGAUGUGUGUCCCGAUGAACUGGAGAAAAUGAUUGCAGUGGUAGAUGAAAUUGAACAAAUUCCAUCUUUGCCUAAUCUGACCCCGCUCUUCAUCACCAUCGAUCCUGAGAGGGACAACCAAGAAGCCAUUGCCAAAUAUGUUAAAGAAUUUUCUCCAAAGCUGGUCGGGUUGACUGGUACCAGGGCACAGAUUGACCAAGUGGCUAAAGCUUAUCGUGUGUACUACAGCGAGGGCCCCAAGGAUGAGGACAAUGACUACAUAGUGGAUCACACAAUAAUAAUGUACCUCCUGGGGCCUGAUGGUGACUUUGUGGACUAUUAUGGCCAGAAUAAGAGGAGCACCGAGAUUUCCGCUUCUAUUGCUGCACACAUGAGAAAAUACAGAUCCUAAAACACAAGGUCUUCAAUGAUUGCUGUGAACAUCACCUGUGGGUUUGGCUGUGGUUGGACACUGGAGUUAAACCAGAAGCACACAAGUGUAACAUCCUGUCACAACACACCUCCUUUCUUCCAAACGAGAGGCAAUCCUGUUUCUGCAAAUUGCCAUUACCAAAGAGCUCUGCAGAGCCUUCCCUGUGGAUAUUAUUUGCAGCACGAUCUAGGCUACCAAGUGAAAUUGGGGACUUC
Molecule: messenger RNA, 941 nt
Organism: Myiozetetes cayanensis
Lineage: Eukaryota; Metazoa; Chordata; Aves; Passeriformes; Tyrannidae
Gene: SCO1
Product: protein SCO1 homolog, mitochondrial
Exons: 6
Coding region: 7-705 (232 amino acids)
Biological process (GO): intracellular copper ion homeostasis; mitochondrial respiratory chain complex IV assembly
Cellular component (GO): mitochondrial inner membrane
Molecular function (GO): copper chaperone activity; copper ion binding
Source: RefSeq, a predicted model, not a curated record